CCGUAAAUCGUAUAAGUGCGUGCGAAUCUAGUAAAAGUGUUUGUUUGUUAAUUUUGGCAUCAUUAUAAAAUCGAAAUGUGUAUGUAGGUUAGAUCGUCUUUAACUCCUCAGCUUCCCAGAUUAGAUCGUCUUUAACCUCCAACAGGAGUCGGCAGAUGAACCGGACAAGAAACCCGGGAAAGUGUCAUAUUACUGAUGGUGAAUCGGUGGAGAAUGCAGCUUAUCAGAAGAAUGCGUGACAGACAGUUGACCUGCAAACAGAAGAUUAUGCGAUAUUAUCAGCGUAAUUAAGGAUAUAAUUAACUUAAAAGGAUAAUACACAUCCACAGUCAAGAAUUUGCUAUAAAAUUUGAACAAUUCGGAGAGGGAGAGUCCUCACAGGUCACGUAUUGAAUAAAAAUUGUGUCUGUGUAAUGAGCGCGAAUAGUGACAGAUCGAAUGUGCUGUGUAGUGAUAUCUGAAGAGAAGAUUAAUGCUCGCGAAUGAGUCUUAUUAGUGUGUGGACUCCAAUCUAGUCCCUCAAGUGUGUGUCCGUGCUAUCGAAGAACGUGAAACUUCCAUUUAAAUCGCAAAAAAAAACCAAAACGAAGUGAUCGAUAACCGUGUACAAAAUCCUUUGCAUUCGUCCCUUGUGCUUGAAGGGGGAACCCUGUGAACCCGCGUGUGCUUCCGUGUGAGUGAAGUGUGUUUCGGUUAAGUUUUUCGUUUUUCUUCCACCUUCACCACGUGUGCGUGUGCGUUGUCGCGGUCGUCCAACACGCCGUUACGACAAACGCGUAAACCAAAAUCCGUCAAACUGGCCGCCUCAAUAGCAAUGAAUCCCCACUACCAUCCGUACUCGGAUCUGUCCUCACCACACUCACCCAGUCCGGACAAUGCCGGCAGCUACCCACAGCUAACGCCUCACCAUAAUGGGCACGGGGGUGGUGGCGGUGGCGGCGGCGGCGGUGGUGGUGGCGGUCCGAACGCAAUGGUCAGCCAGAUGGACGGUCAGCAAGGAUUCCACCAGAUGAACAGUGGUAAUGGUGGUGGACCGGUCAAACAUUGCGCAGGAUGUGGAGGCAAAAUCACGGAACGAUUCUUCCUGCACGCGUUGGACCGAUACUGGCACAACUCCUGCUUGAAAUGUUCCUGCUGCGGAGCGAUGCUGGCCGAUAUCGGUUCCAGUUGCUACACGCGCAGUGGCAUGAUACUCUGCAAAGCCGAUUACUCCAGGUUAUUCGGUUCCGGUGCUUGUUCCGCCUGCCAUCAAACGAUACCCGCCAACGAGUUCGUGAUGCGAACGACGUCCCACACGACGAUAAACAACAACCUGAACAAUGCCGCCAACAACAACAAUCAAAAUGGCACUGUCAACAACAACAACAAUAACAACAACAAUGGCCAAUCCGUGCCGCAGCACCACGUGUUUCAUCUGAAGUGCUUCCAGUGCUCGAAGUGCGGGAGCCAUCUGGUGCAGGGCGACCGGUACUACAUGCUCGGCGGCAGCUUAGUCUGUGAGCCGGACUGGCACAAGCUGGUGAAGACGACCAACAACCAAACCAACCCGCCGCUGCGCAAGGGCAAGGUCGGAAGGCCCCGGCGCUCCCGCGACUGAGAUGGUCCCCGGCUGGGUCGUCCGCCGAAAAUGAAA
Messenger RNA from Anopheles stephensi (Asian malaria mosquito), 1633 nucleotides. RefSeq names its product LIM domain transcription factor LMO4.1. The coding region runs from base 815 to 1597 and encodes 260 amino acids. The record is from RefSeq and is a predicted model, not a curated record. The transcript has 8 exons. Lineage: Eukaryota; Metazoa; Arthropoda; Insecta; Diptera; Culicidae.